AUGACAAAGAAAAACGAACAACAACAACAACAACAACAACAGCAGCAAACAAGCUCUGGCUCUGUUGGUAGUAAUGUUGUUAUAGUUCAUCAGACACAUCAAAAUGAUCUUCAGCAUCAACAAUCACCACAAAUUCUCAUGCCAACGAUGACUAAUUCAGCACCAAUGAUCAUCACAACACCGUUAGCCGUACCAUCGGGUCUCAUUGUUCCCCAUCAAACAACGACGCAACAGUUACCUACCACUCAAGUAAUACAAAACCAACAAACAACAACGACCGUUCAAACAACACAACAAGCAGCAACAACAACAGGAAAAACACCAAAAAAAUCAGCAGAAGAUCGACUUGUUUGUGGUCUAUGUAAUAAAAUUUAUCGAUCGUCCGCUGGUCUAAGAUACCAUAAACGAAAAAGACAUCGAGGUAUGCUAAAACCUACCCAGUUGCAUCGUGUUCGAUGUUUAGAAAAUGGUUGUGCUUACCAAAUGUUGGCAAUAAGUGACCUUAGAAACCAUUUGGCCAAUCAUCAUUUGAAACCAGAAUUUAAAACAACGGAAGAAAAGAAGUUUACGUCAUUUACAGAUUUUACGGAUUGGAAAUCAUCGUUUGAAAGUUUGACAGGUUCAAAAUACGUUAAAAACUGCGGUGCCAAAGGCAAAUCAGAAAAUCAGACAACUGAGUAUUAUUAUUGUAAUCGUACUGGUCCAUAUAAACAAACUCGUCAAGGUUGGAGACGUAAUUCGAAAGCAUUAGAUUCUCUUCGAUGUGGUAUUCAUUGUACAUCAUCGAUGAAAGUUGAAAUUGGUCGUAAUGAACAAAUAACGGUUCAAUAUUAUCCAGCACAUUACGGACAUACGUCAGAACCAGCUCUUCAAGCCCCAGCUACCGCAGCAAAUGGACAACAACAAACUACAGAAGUUAUGAAUCCACAACAAACUGCCAUGGUUGCCACCGAUCAAAUGCAACAACAGCUUCAACAACAACAAGUUCAAGUUCAACAGUCUCCAUCAGAUCAUUGUCAACGCUUACAACACGUACAUCAACCACAAACAUCUUCCAUUAUUAUUAAUAUUGCUCCUGUUAACACAACAAUUAUCAAUAAUAUAAACUCUACAUCAAAUACAAUAACAAUUAAUACAAAUGAUUAUAAUCAAAUUAAACAUCCACAUUUGGGCAUGAAUUCUGUUACGGUGAAAAAUAUUGUACAUGAAUGUAUUAAAGUUAAAGAUGAAAGGAUUCAAUAG
Didymodactylos carnosus is the source of this 1242-nucleotide messenger RNA. The record is from the annotation of a GenBank genome assembly. Lineage: Eukaryota; Metazoa; Rotifera; Eurotatoria; Philodinida; Philodinidae.